Ornithodoros turicata is the source of this 2031-nucleotide messenger RNA. Its product is annotated as probable 4-coumarate--CoA ligase 3. Lineage: Eukaryota; Metazoa; Arthropoda; Arachnida; Ixodida; Argasidae. The transcript has 12 exons. The record is from RefSeq and is a predicted model, not a curated record. Bases 394 to 2004 code for a protein of 536 amino acids. Gene Ontology annotation, molecular function: CoA-ligase activity.
ACCUUAUCUGUUGACUGUCGUGCUAAGGAUUCUCUGAAAGAUAAGGACAGCAGGAGGAGGCUGUGAGAGCGGAUAACCACAACGUGGCUCAUCUGGACUGUGUGACACAGACGGGCUCCGAUCGUUGGAUUAACCUCUACUGAAUUCUACAGGCGGCUGGAGACGAGACUACAGCUUUAUUCGAGGACGGUUUCUCGAGGAGCGCCUUGGCGGAGGAAUCCCCGAAGCGGGUUCAUGAAACGCAUGGGCUCUUCGAGUGGAGCAGCGCCACUUUCCUCCACUCGUUGGAGUCGAGGCGGAGCGCCGAGUCGAGGCUUGUUCAAGAAUACGGAGGUUAGCAUUCUCUCGUCCAUGGCAGAGCCGGUUUUUGCCCCGGCGUGAAGCAGGACAGCCAUGAAAGCGACGAUCGAGAACGGCAUUGUCUAUUCACCUUAUCCCGACGUCUUGAUUCCGGAGAUAUCUCUGUACUCUUUUUUCAAGAGUCAUGUCCAGAAGCACGGAGAUAAAGUAGCGGCGAUAGAAGAAAACCGCCAGUGGAGUUUCAAUGAAGUGCUGAGAAGCAUCGAGUGCUAUGCUGCAGGAUUCCAAUCCAUCGGACUCCGCAAAGGAGACAAAGUGUGUGUUCAUGUCGGAAACAAGUUCGAAAACUUGCUAGCCAUGUACGGCGUCGUCGCUGCUGGGGGAACUGUCGUCUGCUCCAGGCCAUCUCUAACACCUCGAGAACUCUCGUACCAAAUAGCGGACAGCGAGUGUAUCUACGUGCUAACCGACAGUCGGAACGCGGAUAAAGUUUCCCAAGUGAAAGAUAAGCAUAAACUAAAGGCUGUUUUCUCAAUGGAAGCCGUCAAUGGAUUAUUCUCCGUAGAACAGUUCAAAGAGGGCGUGACACAGUCUAAUUUUAAGGUUGUGGAUGUAGAAAACACCAAGGAAGAAGUCGUGACCAUUCUUUACACGUCUGGGACCACAGGAUUACCGAAAGGUGCUCAAAUAACUCAUUAUGGAUUGGUGGCCUGCCUUGUUCAGUCACUACACAGCUACGAAAUCAGCCAAGAGGACGUCCCCCUCUGUUGGGAACCAAUCACGCACGCAUCAGGGUUCUUGGGAUCAACGUUUCUCCUUGUUCACGGGACGACUUCCGUGAGAGGCCAACUCACAAUGGGUGUCCAAGGGUUUGUCGACACAGUGAACAAGCACAAGGUGACGUCAGUCUUUUUCUUUCCAACGCUGCUGCAAGCAUUCGUAAACGCCAUGGAAACUCAUGGCUACAGGACGCCUUCCAUAAAAAGUAUUAGUGUUGGCGGCAGCGGCCUCUCUCCAAGCGUCGCUGAGAAAGUUUUGAAGCUGUUCAACCUGAAGUCCUUCUUGAACAUGUACGGACUUACUGAAUCAUGUGCCUUGGUGUGCGGAUCCCCCUCCGGUGUCACCGCAUACGAUACCAUAGGCUUCCCAGCAGCCAAUGUGCAGAUUAAGAUUGUAGAUGUUGCGACCGGAAGGGUGCUGGGCCCGGGUGAGAAAGGAGAAAUGGUUGUCAAGCUACCGAACGUCAUGAAGGGAUACUACAAAAAACCAGAGGCGACCUCCGCAGUUUUAUCUGCAGACGACUGGCUGCGGACAGGUGACUGUGCAUAUUACGACGAAGACGGAAGAUUCUAUUUUGUCGAGCGGCUAAAAGAGAUGAUCAAAUGCCUCGAUAACCAGCUGGCGCCGGCGGAGGUGGAAGAGGUCCUGCUCAGCCAUGAAGCGGUUGCUGAGGCAGCAGUGGUGGGAAUUCCAGACCCACAGUACGGAGAGGCACCCACCGCUUUCGUUGUCCUUAGAGCCUCCUGUCAUGAAAAUGUCGAGACAGUAAGGACACAACUGACAGAACUCGUGAAACGUGAAUGCGCUCAUUAUAAGCAUCUACACGGAGGUUGCCAUUUUGUUGAACGCCUUCCCAAGACAGAAACUGGCAAAGUUCAACGAGCCGCAUUGCGCGAAUCCUACGUGGGCAUCCAGAAGAAAUAGAAAUAAAACCACACUUUCUUGAAAGCA